This is a messenger RNA of Labeo rohita (rohu), 1874 nucleotides long. It is a transcript of the gene gcnt4a, whose product is annotated as glucosaminyl (N-acetyl) transferase 4a. Lineage: Eukaryota; Metazoa; Chordata; Actinopteri; Cypriniformes; Cyprinidae. Gene Ontology annotation, cellular component: membrane. The coding region runs from base 119 to 1408 and encodes 429 amino acids. Gene Ontology annotation, molecular function: acetylglucosaminyltransferase activity. The record is from RefSeq and is a predicted model, not a curated record. The transcript is spliced from 2 exons.
AACGUAAAACCACGGGUUUUACAUCUUUUCCUAAUUUGUCCCACAGGUUCAUAUAUUUGUAAUGUUGAGGAACAUUUGAUGGCAGUGACACAAAACAAAAGACCGGCAGCGUGCAAGAAUGAAAAGAAGAUGUGCAGUCUUACACUGGUUAAGAUGCAAGUUCUAUGUGUUUGCUGUGUCCUUGUUUGUCGUGCUGAAGCUGGCAUACAUAAAGAUUUCAAUGGACAACAGUAUUUACAUCGAACCUUAUGACGCUACACGUAGAUCACCCAGAGCUCAGCCUCUGAAUGGCAUUAACUGCACAGCCAUUUAUGAACUGGAACCAGUGGAAAUUGGCAAAUCUUUGGAGUUGAGACGCAAAAACAUAGUGGAAGUCGAUGAUGGGAGUAUUGCUUCUUUCACUGCAGACUGCAAAAACUACAUUGAACAAAGGGGCUAUAAUGAGGUUGUUGUAACAGAUGAGGAAUGCAGCUUUCCAAUUGCUUACUCUUUAGUGGUGCACAAGAACAGUGCUAUGGUGGAAAGGAUUCUUCGAGCCAUCUACACACCUCACAAUAUUUACUGCAUUCAUUACGACCAGAAGUCCUCGAAAAAAUUCAUUGCAGCAAUGAAGAACUUGGAGAAGUGCUUUCCAAAUGUCUUCAUAGCCUCUAAAAUCGAGUCCGUUCAGUAUGCACACGUUACGAGACUUAACGCAGAUCUCAACUGCCUUUCCGACCUGCUGAGUUCAGAGGUCAAAUGGAAGUAUGUUAUCAAUUUGUGCGGCCAAGACUUUCCGCUCAAGUCCAAUUAUGAGCUGGUAACCGAGCUCAGGAAACUGAACGGUGCGAACAUGCUCGAAUCAAGCAGGCCCAGCGAAAUGAAAAAGAUGCGUUUUCAGUUUCAGUACGAAUUGAAAGAUGUAUCAUACGAAUACCAUAAAAUGCCAGUUAAGACAUCCAUUGCUAAAGACCCACCACCGCAUGACAUCGAGAUGUUCGUUGGGAGUGCUUACUUUGUCUUGACACGUGAUUUUGUGUCUUAUAUCAUGACCAACCAAGUGGCAAAGGAUUUCCUGCAGUGGACAGCCGACACAUAUUCUCCUGAUGAGCACUUUUGGGCAACCAUGGCCAGAGUGCCUGGAGUUCCUGGAGCGAUCGGAAGAUCUGAGCCUGAUGUGAGUGACUUAAAGAGCAGGACACGUUUGGUUAAAUGGAACUACCUUGAAGGCCGUUUGUAUCCACAAUGCACCGGCACACAUAGACGCAGUGUUUGCAUCUAUGGUGCGGCUGAGCUCCGGUGGCUUCUGGAGGACGGCCACUGGUUUGCAAACAAGUUUGAUCCCAAAGUUGACCCUGUCAUUAUUAAAUGCCUUGAAGAGAAACUUGAGGAGAAGCAGCAUCAACAAUGCCUGAAAAGAGUGUCUUAAAAAGGCCUUUCAUGUUUUGGUUGAAAUAUGUAUGUUUGCUGCUGCACUUACGUUCAUUCAAAGCACAAAGCUGUAUUUGCGAGCCAUUUAAAUUUCAACAUGUUGCCGUCCACUAUAUGCUAGGUCAGUAUGGUAAUGAGUUUGUUUUCAGCUUCUGCUUUACAGCUCGACCCAAAGAUGUACUGAUAGGUGCUUAAGCUAUCAAAAUAUUUAUAUAUUUAAAAUUAUUUGAACCAACCGUCUUUUUCAUUCUAUUUUUUACUGAAUCAAUCUAUGUGGGAAUUUUCACAGGGCUUUAAUAUUUCUCACUUUAUAAGUAUGACAUUCGUAGUUUUAAAUAGGUCAUCUCAAAACAAUGCCUGUAUCAGUGGGUAAUGCUGUGUCAUUUUAAAAUAUUUAUUGGCAAUCUCUAUUGUACUUUCAAUAUUGACUGUCUCAAAUAAAACUAAAAAGCUCUUGUUCUUGA